GAGCGCUCCUAAAGAUCGGAGACUCUGCGGGAAUUCUUUUCACCGCUGCCCAGGGCAGCGGCCGCUGUGAGCUUUGGCGUGGCGGACACCCUGCACCCGUCGCUGAUGCGACGAUCUUUUUCGACUCUUUGGAGUCCUUCCGCAAGAUCCUUCAGGACCCCAACGCUUUUCCUAGCCUCCUGCUUCGACGAAAGCUGCGUUUGCAGGGCGAUGCUAGCUUUUUGCAGUCCCUCCAGAGACCCGGAAGCUCCUCAGAGACUGCCAUGGUGAAAGAGCUCGCAAAGGAGCUCGACCAAGCGAUUGGCCGAGCGCUCGAGCAUGACGCCCCGGAGCCCAUCCAGUGUGCAGCAGUUUGGGUUCCCAAUGAUGCGUCGGAAGUGUGCAUGGAGUGUGGCAAGGAGUUCGGGAUUCUCCGCCGGCGUCAUCAUUGCCGGGCCUGCGGACGUCUGCUCUGCAGCAACUGCGCUCCGAAGGUGCCGCUCUCUCCCGAUGCCGUGGACAUGACGUGCCUUCCUUUGGGGCAGAGCCGCAACGGCAUCCGCCUCUGCGGCGCCUGCGACGCCAACGGAGCGCUGCCACUGCUCUCCGGAGCAUCCACGGCAGCUCCUUCCCGGAGAGCUUCCAUGGCCUCCGCCCGGCGGCCAUCCUACAUGCCGCGGCCCCACACAUAUUCGGACAUUUCCGAAGCCGCGAGCACGUUCGGCGCAGCUACGGAGGCCGCGGCCGAAAGACUGCGAGAGGUCAAGGAAGAGAUCGAAGCGCUCCGCGCCGCCGAGAGCAAACGCACCGAGCGCCACAUCCGCGCGGGCGUGCAGCGAAUCUGGCUGGCGACCCACCUCUGUCUGGCUGGCGCGGCGUUUGUGCUUUUCCUCUGGCGGGUCAGUGUGGCUGCCGCGUGGUUGGCGAUCUUGGUGGCUUUGUGGCACUUUGACGAGAGAUCCAUGCUGGCGCGCAUUGUUCGCGUCUUUUGGGCCGCUGGCGUAGUCACUUGCGGCGUCCUGGAAACUCGCUGGAAGCUCAGGGCGCUCGGCGUCACUGAAGGCGAGGAGUACGACGCCGAGUGGAAUUCCACCCAUGAGGUGUUGGCUCGCUUCCUCUUCCUUCAAAUCCUGAAGCUGAAGGGCUUUUGGAUCAAGUUGGGCCAGCAGCUUUCGGUGAAUGUGAUGCUUGCUGCACCCUACCGCACAGAGUUCAGCAAGCUGCAAGACAAGAUCCCGCCCAUGCCUGUAAGCGAUGUGCUGAAGACUCUGCAAGAGGAGUUUGGUGCUGAAGUCGUCUCGCAGAUCGACAUCGACAACUCUCCGCCACUGGGGACGGCCUCCAUCGCCCAGGUGCACAAGGCAAUCUGGCGACCAAAGGGAGCUGCCCACCAGGAAGUG
This is a messenger RNA of Symbiodinium sp. CCMP2456, 1379 nucleotides long. NCBI's taxonomy places the organism in Eukaryota, Dinophyceae, Suessiales, Symbiodiniaceae. The record is from the annotation of a GenBank genome assembly.